GUACAAAAUAUUUUAGAAAUCAACUGGUGGGCCAAGGUUAUCGGCCAAACAAAGGCGAGAAAUGAAGAAGGCUAAGAAACAAGGACAGCAGUCACAGUUACCAACACAGACUGAAGGUGAGGAAGAGGAGGAGAAAUCAUGGCUGCCAGAAGAUAACCAGGGACGAGGACGGAACAAGGGGAAAAAAGAAAACAAAGAACAAACUGAAAUACAGCAGCAACCUAAGAGGGGACAAAAGGCCAAGAUGAAGAAAUUGAAGGACAAAUAUAAAAAUCAGGAUGAGUAAGAGAGACAACUCCGUAUGGAAAUUCUUGCUUCUGCUGGCAGUAAAAAAGAAGAUAAAAAGAAGAAAGGAAAGAAGGAUGAAAAAGGACGUCCACAAUCUGCAGUGGAGAA
Messenger RNA from Ruditapes philippinarum (Manila clam), 396 nucleotides. RefSeq names its product ribosome quality control complex subunit NEMF-like. The transcript has 3 exons. The record is from RefSeq and is a predicted model, not a curated record. Lineage: Eukaryota; Metazoa; Mollusca; Bivalvia; Venerida; Veneridae. The coding region runs from base 62 to 286 and encodes 74 amino acids.